Drosophila rhopaloa is the source of this 603-nucleotide messenger RNA. RefSeq names its product vitelline membrane protein Vm26Ab (gene Vm26Ab). Bases 70 to 540 code for a protein of 156 amino acids. The transcript has a single exon. The record is from RefSeq and is a predicted model, not a curated record. Lineage: Eukaryota; Metazoa; Arthropoda; Insecta; Diptera; Drosophilidae.
GUUCCAUCAACAGUCACCCUUCGUUCGCCACUUCAGCAGCAAGCAAAGAUAGCAAGAGUAUCAACCGCAAUGGCAUUCCACAUUGGUCACCUUCUCAUCGCCGCCUUCUUGGCCCUGUCCGUCGUGUCCUCCGAGACCAUUCAGCUGCAGCCCACGCAGGGCAUUCUCAUCCCGGCGCCGCUGGCCGAGAACAUCCGCGUGUCGCGUGCUGCCUACGGCGGAUAUGGAGCUGCUCCCGCCGCCGCCUCGUACGCCGCUCCCGCUGCUUAUUCCGCACCCGCUCCCGCUGCCCCUGCCCCUGCCUACUCGGCUUCCGCUCCAGCUGCCGCUCCUGCCUACGCCGCCCCCGCUCCGGCCGCCCCCGCCUACUCAGCCCCGGCCUCCAUCCCGUCGCCGCCAUGCCCCAAGAACUACCUGUUCAGCUGCCAGCCCUCUCUCCAGCCCGUGCCCUGCUCCGCCCCAGCUCCGUCCUACGGAUCCGCCGGCGCCUACUCGCAGUAUGUGCCCCAGUACGCCGUACCCUUCGUCCGGGAACUGUAAGGCAACGAACCGAACAAACUGGAAAAUCGAAUCUAUGAAUAAAGUAAAGCUUAUAUAAACCAA